Molecule: messenger RNA, 1861 nt
Organism: Pocillopora damicornis (cauliflower coral)
Lineage: Eukaryota; Metazoa; Cnidaria; Anthozoa; Scleractinia; Pocilloporidae
Cellular component (GO): membrane
Source: RefSeq, a predicted model, not a curated record
CCAUUUUACAUUUCUUUUACAAAAUAACUAAUGAAAGAGGAAUGAAAACCGUGUUUACAUACGCUCAUGUAAAAUGGUUUUAUGGCCAAUCAGAGCGCGCGUACUAUUUGAAUUAUUUUAUAAAAGAAUAUGAUGAUAGAUUACUCUCCUAGCAGGAGUUUUCAUGCAUUUUGCGCCAAUUGGUUAGCUCUGAUUUGUGGACUGGAAAGCCUUUAUGACGAAUUGGACCCUUACAUCUUUUACAUGUCAUUAAUUUGAUUUUUGUUAACUAAAAAAGGAAAGCUUCAAUAACGCUGCAAAUUGAAGAAAAUAAGAGGAUCGUCAAACUCUUUUUUUUUCUUUUUUUUUAGUUAUAGCACAUAAAACCGAAUGAAGGAUGUUUCUGAGAGGCUGUGUUGUCCAUUAAAAUACUUUAUUAUUUCUAAAUAAACAGGAAAAAAGUGCGAAAGCAAUGACCAAGAAAGGAAAUUUGUGUCAUAAAAUAGGGACACCAUUUCAUGCCAAAAAAAUUUGUUAUAAAUAUUUGUGUUCAUGCCCAGCCCACGGAAAAAAGGGUUUUAUUAAAUUAGAGAAACGCACGCCCCUAACCCGAUGUAUACCUUCACUUGUCAAAACGCUCCGCUUCCUCUGAUCUGUGGUCUCCACUUCUAAUUUUAAUACAAUUCGAUGGGCUGAUUUACGAUUCGUGCGUUAAAAUCUGACCCUGAAUCUAUAUGGAAAGUCUCAUAUACAGCAUGUUUUAAAAUCCCGUUCUUUGGCGUAGGUAUUUGUUAAUUCUAGAUUUGUGCUUACGUCUUGAGUUUUUUCAAUCGUUACUGAACUCAUUAUAGUCUCGGUCCUUUGAGAUACCCGUGGCGCGUUUGCACGUCAUGAAAAAUUUUUCUGACGUAAGCGCUCCAUUUCUGAACUUUAACUCAAAGAUUUUCAAGACUCCGCUGCCACUCAUUUGAAUACAGAGUAAGUGCAGCGAAUGGUAAAUAGACGUGAGUCGUGCGAAAGUCAGAGUCUCUAUCUCAAGAUUGCUAGGGCGGUUCCAGGAUGUACUGAACGGGGGCUCGGCUAAACGUCUGCUGAAGGGAGACUAUACAAGGGGGUCGGGGGCAUGCUUCCACCGGAACAUUUUGAAAUCUAGAUCCUCGGAAAGGGUGUUCGGCCGAACCACCUGAACCAAUCCUGGAUCCGCCCCAGGAUUGGGAGUUAUUUUAAUAGUACGUUCAGGAAGCUAAGAAUGGAGACUGUAAACUGGAUGUAUCUGUUGGAUCCCGAGGGAAUGCUGAAAAUUUUAGAACUGGCCCUUCUGUCAGCCGCUGUCGCAUGUACUGCUCAGUACCACAAGGAUGCAGAUAUAUCAAACCUGCCUGAAUGGCAAACAAACAGGUUAAACCUGUUCUAUGUAGUGGUUAUCACCGGUCUUGUGACUGCUAUUUUCCUGUUUGUCAGCUUUCUGUUUAACUUGGAUAAGAGAUGUGGAUCACCAAAAGGAUUUACAUUUUUUGUGACCUUGUUCUCACUGACCUGGGCUGUAUUCUGUGCUGUUUCGUCAGGACUGUUCGGUGAAGUGGUGCUCAGUCUUCAGGAAGACAAAUGGGAUACAUCAAAGGAUGAGCGCAUUCAGUGGCGCUACCAACAUGCUCAAGCAGCUGUGGUAAAUAUUGUAGACCAAGGGCGUGGCAAAGGGAAAGUCGGGCUGAGGUGUAUAUCGCUGACCCUCUUCUCUCUGUAUCAAGAAAAAAUUGAUAAUUUAUGACGAGAGAACAUGAACUCAUGGUCUCUUAUUUGAUAAAUAAACGAUCUAGCCCCCAAGAAGCUACUAAUCUAUCCCUUUAAAGGAUAUAAAUAUUGUGGUAUACUUACAAUAUUA